AUGGAGCAAGAGCACAUGUGUGACUGUGAUACGGUUAUUUUCACGUGUUCUAACGCGAAGAACAUCGCCACCCUUUUCGUAUCUGGCCAAGAACACACACUCGAGGAUCAAUUUUCAUCACCGGUUGAAGACUCCUUCACGCCGACCAUCCAAUCGGCUACACCGGCGACAACGACGUUGCCAACUUAUUCAGUUCUCAACGUGUUGUCGGACCCAAAUCAAUCACAAAGAGGUUGGGGAAAAGCUGGGAGGCUUUACAUCAGAAACUUGCCAUAUGCGAUUACUUCUGCAGAAUUGUCCCAAAUAUUCGUAGAAGCUGGCGAUGUAAUUUCCGUGGAGAUUGUUUAUGAUAGCGUAACAGACAGGAGCAGGGGAUUCACAUUUAUUACAAUGGCAAGUGUUCAAGAACCUAAAGAAGCCAUUAGAAUGUUUAACGGAUCGCAAAUCAGUGGACGAACAGUGAAGGUAAACUUCCCGGAGGUGCCAAGAGGAGGUGAACGGGAAGUGAUGGGCCCAAAUAUUAGAAGCAGUAACAGAGAUUUUAUCGGAAUCCCUCACAAGAUCUAUGCAGAUAACCUUAGCUGGAUCAUAACUUCUAAGAAGCUCAAAGAUACUUUCGAUGAACAACCUGGUUUUUUGAGCGCAAUGGUGAUCUACGAGAAACAAUCAGGGAAAUCUCAAGGUUUUGGGUUUGUCACUUUUAGCUCUCCCGAGGCUGCAGAAUAUGCACUUAACGCUAUGAAUGGACUGGAGGUUGAGGGUCGGCCUUUGCGAUUGAACUUGGCAGAAGGAAAAAGAGAUGUGUCUCACUCAACAAGAACAGGAAGAAGUUCUGAGAUCAAUGUCGAUGGGAGUGAGAUCCUUUCAAGUAUUAGCUCCUAA
Molecule: messenger RNA, 882 nt
Organism: Lactuca sativa (garden lettuce)
Lineage: Eukaryota; Viridiplantae; Streptophyta; Magnoliopsida; Asterales; Asteraceae
Source: RefSeq, a predicted model, not a curated record